GCCCUAUUUUUUUCCACCCGAGUUUCGUCUUCCUUCGGCGGCAAGGAAUUUGACUCUUCCGCAAAGCUCAGGAACUUUUCAUCUCUUUCGUUUAGGUUUUCCCUAAUUCUCUGCCCUAAUUCUUCACUGCUAUUUCUCCGAUCGGUUUUAGCGGCGAGUUAUCUUCUCCUCAAGAGAUGGCGGCUAAACCACUUACUACCGAGGCGAUUGCCAUAACUGAGAAGAAGAUGGAUAUGGCUUUAGACGACAUUAUUAAAAUGUCCAAAAAUACGGGAAAUAAAGGCACGAAGCAAAGAAGGAUACCGAACAAAAUGCAGAAAUUUCCAAAUAAUGCUUCUCAAAAUAGACCCAGAAAGUUGCAGCGUUUCAUGGACUCUAGGUCUUCUCUGAGACAGGGGGCUUUGGCCAACAGAAGGUCAAGCUUUCAAGGGAAUCAGUUUCCUUUGGCAACUGAGGUUGCAAGAAAGGCUGCAGUUGCUCCAAUUCGCCCUAGAGCUUUUAAUCGUAGGGCAACCAAUUGGAAUAAAACAAGGUAAAUCACGUUUAUACACAAUUGAUGACUUCUACAAUGUCCAUCAAGUUUUACUAUAUGAAGUUAGCAACAUAAUAUGUUGGUUGGAAAAACUGGAUGAUAAGUUUUUGCUUCAACCAGUUAAAUUGGAGUGGGACUAUUUCCAAUAAUUUUGAUUCUUCCAUGCUGACUGGGAAUUGUUUCUGCUUUAUCUUCUUAAGUCUGGUUUUGGAAUGCAUCGAGUUAUCUUUUGGUUUUCUGACGAGUAAGUGAUUGGUGGAGUCUGCAGAAGUUGGGACAAAGAUAAUUUGGAAAUUUUGAAUGAAUUUGUUUGCUGCGGUCAUCUGGAAAAAUGUGGUGGUAAAAAGGGCUUUUGUGUGCAUUGGAUGAGUGUGUAUACUUUUGAGUUUUUGCUCCUUGUUAAAUUUGUUAAUUGUCUUGGAUUUCUCAAGCCUUCGUAGACAACCCAUAUCAUUAGAGCAGCCUUGACCGGAUACCUCUUUUGUUGCAAGGAAGUGGAAGCUGUAUUUCAAGAUGUGACGUUUUAACUACACCAGAUGGUUUAAAAUUGUGGCAUCUCCCUUUUAUUGAUUAUUCCACAAUAGUCUUGUUGUUCAUCAUGCUCAAACUCCGCUGUUAACUUCCAUUCCUGGUGGAUGACAAUUGACAUAUCUUCAUUGGCUUGCAAUAAUGCAGGCAAAGAACCUUUUGGGCCUGUGGUAUUGUGAGAUUUUGGUAAAUUUUGUAUCUAUUUUAGUGAUCCGUCUGCUAGUUUCCUUUAUUCCACUUGGUGUUCCCUUUUCACUUGCUGUCGCAUCCUGGGGACAUUAGUUAGCCUUCCAACUACCAUGUUGUGACAAGUCUACAAGCACUUCUACUUGUUCACUAGCCAUAGGACUCAAAUGAGGAAACCCUCGACCACUGAAAGUUUUCCACUUGUGAAAUAUGGUUCUAUAAAUUCCCGUAGUCAGCCACUCAGCCUGGCCCAUGGGAGAUGAUAUUUCAUUUUCUAUAGUAGAUCCUUGGGGUGGAAUUGAAAUUUUGCUUGUUGCAAGUAAAACAAGAACUCCGAUUUUGGUAAUUUGUUGUUGCAUAAUCCCUGUGAUAACAUAAGUGCUGAAGGAACUAUGAAUGGUGAGUUAAAAUGUGUCGAAAGAUGACUUUAUGCUGUUCUGUGAGGUAUCAUGUGUAGAUCUUGGGUUUAGUCAGUGGAAUACACUAAUACUGCAGAAGUUCAUGCUGCUUGAUUUUCUGGUUGAAGCCUUCAUUUUCUGGUUCAAGUUCCGGACAGGAAUCUUCCUGGAGUAUAUUUUUUGUUCAUUGAUAAUACUAGUUUGGAGCUUUUCAUUGUGCAUUAAAGCAAGCAAAGCAUGUGGGGUGUUUGAUUUGAGGUUUGGAUGGAUCAUCCUAU
This is a messenger RNA of Benincasa hispida (wax gourd), 1922 nucleotides long. NCBI's taxonomy places the organism in Eukaryota, Viridiplantae, Streptophyta, Magnoliopsida, Cucurbitales, Cucurbitaceae. The record is from RefSeq and is a predicted model, not a curated record.